Molecule: messenger RNA, 1899 nt
Organism: Trichobilharzia regenti
Lineage: Eukaryota; Metazoa; Platyhelminthes; Trematoda; Strigeidida; Schistosomatidae
Source: the annotation of a GenBank genome assembly
GUAACUUUUUCGAAGCUGAUGUAUUUGUACAACAUAACUUUUAACAUCCUCUGAAAUGAAUGUGCCUCAUGCUAAUGGUUUCUUGUGUCGCAAAUUUGUGCCAUUCAUCUGUAAAAAAACCAGAUUGGCAAGCACUAACUCUGUUCGUGUGCGUUUUGCACCAAGUCCUACAGGUUUCAUGCAUUUAGGCGGUUUACGUACUGCCUUAUUCAAUAAAUUAUUCGCUGUAAAACACUCUGGAAAGUUUAUACUGCGUAUUGAAGACACUGAUAAGUCCAGGUCCCAACCGCAUGCUAAAGAGGAUAUUUUAGAAUCACUGAAUUGGUGUGGAUUAAUACCUGAUGAAGGUCCUCUUAUUGGUGGAAAUUAUGGUUCAUACAUUCAGUCUGAAAGAAAACAUCUUUAUUCAAGUGUUGUACAAAAGUUGAUCGAUGAAGGUUACGCAUAUCGAUGUUUUUGUUCAUCGAAACGAUUGGCUAUUCUACGCAAUGAACAAAGUCGUCGUAAUGAACCUCAACGUUAUGAUAAUCGUUGUCGUAAUCUAUCUGAAAAAGAGAUAGAGAAAAAUCUGUCAAUGUCUCUACCAUAUACUGUCAGAUUUAAGACUGAUGAUUCACCGAUUACUGUGAAUGAUAUUGUAUUUGGUAGUUCAGUGUUCAAUUCACUCAACUCUGAUGGUGAUUUUAUUAUCGUGAAAUCAGACGGCAUGCCUGUUUAUCAUUUGGCCAAUGUGGUUGAUGAUCACUAUAUGGAGAUUAGUCAUGUUAUCAGAGGAGUUGAGUGGCUUGCUUCUACACCGAAACAUUUAUUACUGUACAAUGCCUUGAAUUGGUCACCUCCACAGUUUGCCCAUCUUCCUUUACUGCUUUCCAGUUCUGGCGGCAAAUUGUCUAAACGUUGUCCAGAAUUCUCUCUUAUCGGUAAUGUUCAUAGUCUGCGUAAAGCUGGUUAUUUACCAAGUGUUAUCAUAAACUGGUUAACAUCUACUGGAGGUGCAGUUCCCUAUAAUACUGAUAAUAUAACACAUUUUGAUGACAGGUGUUCAGAUAAUCAAUACAACUGUGAAUUAGUGAUAUCAGAAUUAGCAUCUCAAUUUAAUUUAACAAAUAUCAAUCGAAAUAAUGCACAAUUGUCAGUAGAUCUCUUAAAAAUAUCCAGUCGACUGUAUUUUGAUACAGUUGUAAGCACUGCAUUAGAUUAUUGUUUAGCAGCAGCAGCAGCACAUCAAAAUCACACAAACAAGACGAUAACUGUGUAUAAAACUCCUCAAAUAUUAGAAGCGAUAAGAGAAUAUUUACAGUCAAAUGUUGACAGUAUAUCUUUUCCAAACAGUCACUCUAUUCAAGAUGAUGUACAAAUGUUAAAACAACUAAAUCUCUUAAAAGGACGUAUUCAUUGCCUCAGUGAAUUAGCUACCAAUGACAAUGGUUUCCUGUAUGCAUGGAAAUCUCCCGAUCCAGUUGUUUGUAAAGAGCACAUUGUCAAUAGUGGUCUUAUGAAGAUUCCUUUACAAGACAUACUAAGCGUUUUCGAAUAUUUUGUAGAAGAGAUGAAUCGUAUUCUUCCAAGUGAUAAUAUCACAUCGGAUACCAUAGCAGCCUGUCUAAAGAAUGUAUGCCAACGGUCAGGUGUGAAACGUGACUCUGUGAUGCAUUUAUUACGAUUGGGUCUUACUGGAUCUCAGAUUGGAAGUCCUGUUGUUGAACUGAUCCAGUUGUUGUCAGUAUCAGAAUCAAUCGAUCGAAUCAAUAAACUGCAUAAUUGUUUACUAGUGAAUCAACGUUCUCAGUGUAAUGAGGCUUUGUAAAGAAAUGUUUAGUUGAUUCUGUAAUUACUUUUUCUUAUCAUGUAUAUUGUAAUUGUGAUUUUAUUUUGUGAAUGUAAUAAUAUCUUUUCUAG